Molecule: messenger RNA, 1005 nt
Organism: Penicillium subrubescens
Lineage: Eukaryota; Fungi; Ascomycota; Eurotiomycetes; Eurotiales; Aspergillaceae
Product: SDR family oxidoreductase
Exons: 5
Coding region: 1-1005 (334 amino acids)
Molecular function (GO): oxidoreductase activity, acting on the CH-OH group of donors, NAD or NADP as acceptor
Source: RefSeq, a predicted model, not a curated record
AUGGUGAAAGUUCUCUUGACUGGCGGUAGCGGCUUUAUCGCCGCUCACAUUGUUGACAUUCUGCUGCAGCAUGGUUUUGAUACUGUAUUUACUGUGCGCUCCGACGACAAGGGUAAACGAAUCCUUGAGAACCACCCAGAUGUGCCAAAGGAGAAGCUUUCCUACGUGAUUGUCAAGGAUGUUGCUCAAGAUGGCGCGUUCGACGAGGCUGUCAAGUCUAACCCUCCAUUCGACUAUGUCCUUCACACCGCAUCACCUUUCCACUUCAACGUUCAGGACCCUGUGAAAGAUUUCUUGGACCCCGCGAUCAAGGGAACUACUGGCAUUCUGAAGGCUAUCAAGGCCUAUGCUCCUACCGUGAAGCGUGUUGUUAUCACCUCGUCAUUUGCUGCCAUCGUGAACCCCAAGCAGCACCCGAAGGUUUACAGCGAGAAGGAAUGGAACCCAGUUACCUGGGAAGAGGCUUUGGAUCACGCCAACGUCUACCGAGCUAGCAAGACCUUCGCCGAAAAGGCCGCCUGGGACUUUGUUGAGAAGGAGAAGCCUAACUUUGACAUCGCCACUAUCAACCCCCCACUUGUGUUUGGUCCUAUUGUCCACUAUCUGAAUUCGCUCGAAGCCAUCAACACAUCCAACCAGCGGAUGCGAAACAUCAUUCAGGGCCAUUUCAAAGAGCAGAUUCCUCCCACGGGCACGUUCCUCUACGUUGAUGUUCGUGAUGUGGCACUUGCACACGUUCGAGCCAUCGAGGUCCCUGAGGCUGGUGGUAAGAGAUUCUUUGUCACUGCUGGUUUCUUUUCCAAUAAGGAGAUUGUGGAUGCGGUGCGCAAGUCCCACUCGGAAUUGGAAUCUAAGCUCCCCGCCAAGGACACCCAGAGUGAUUUCCCAUCGGAUAUCUAUGAGAUCGAUAAUAGCAGGUCAAAGGAGAUCCUGGGAAUCAAGUAUCGGUCCUUCACGGAGACUGUGGCAGAUACAAUCAGCUCUCUGCAGGAGGUCGGCGCUUAG